Didymodactylos carnosus is the source of this 3123-nucleotide messenger RNA. Lineage: Eukaryota; Metazoa; Rotifera; Eurotatoria; Philodinida; Philodinidae. The record is from the annotation of a GenBank genome assembly.
ACUAGUAUUCCUGUGAUCAUCAGUUAGAGCUCAUGAGAUAUUUAUUAUUUCACAGUAGAGCGGGAUCUGUAUUUGGUUGAGCUCAGAAUGCUGAUAAGAAGACUCAUAUUUAGUCAAUCUUCCCAAUUAAUGCUCUUUCCAGCAGUGUUGUCUGUUACACUAUUUUGUGCUAAUCAGAUACGGGCUUGAAUCAUUUGUCUCGACUAGUUAGAGCUCGUGAGAUAUUUAUUAUUUCACAGUAAAGCGGGGCUGUGUUUGACUUGAGUUCAUGGACUUGAGAAUGAUUCAGAUGAUAGCAAAUCAUCCACGAGUUUAUAAUAAGCAAGACAUAGCCAUCUUGUUUUUCUAUUAUUUUUUCCUCUAUGAUUUUAUGAACUUCUACAAUUGUUUACCGUGAAAAAUUGUCUAUAUCUAGUGGUUUCUAAGACAGUAAUAAACGAACGAAACUUGAUAAAGUUUCGAAGAAUCACAUCUAAGUUUUAACGUGUGUGCUAAGUUGGCUGUAAACCAAUUGGUGAUAACUUCACGUAGUCAAUUUUCGUUGGUAGUCAGCUUUGAUGAAUCUUGAUAAGUGGUAAUCUAUUACACUAAUAGAUGGACAACAUAUUUUUUAAAUUUAUAUUGAUUCCUGCAGUUGCCAGUGCUCUCAUGUUUUAUUUGACUUUGUUAGUUUGUUCAUCGUGACUUUGCUUCCAUAUGAAUAAAAAAGAUACAGUGGUAUCUUCCACCUGUUUCCAACAUAACGCAGUGCGCAGUAUAAAAAAGAUUUUGUACAGAAGGGGAAAACAGCUAUCUUGUUUAUUUAGCUGCUUUGUCGUAACAAGUUUUGUUCUAGAUUACGUCUGUCUGCCUUUGUCUUCGUUAUUUUCAUGUGUUGGACUUCAGGUUUAUAUCGUCGUUCUCUAAUAGCAUUAAUCGUUACAGUAAAUAUCCCGUUCUAAUCUCUUGUAGACUUAUACUAAUAAAAAUUUUGUUUUACUAUCUAGCUCUGCUGCUCCGUAUGGCGAGUGUACAGUGGCGCAGUACAAAUUACGAGUGCAAAUGUCGACAGUAUUCUGUGUAAGAGAUAUUUCUUGUUUUUUAUAGUAAAUGUAGAGGUAUCCGUUGAAAUUAUUCUCUGAACCUUUCAGAAAAGUUUUAGCAGCCCAUAACGUUCAAUUAUUUUACAUAAUGAUUUUGAGUAAAACUGCUGGAGACAGAAUUAACUUUUGUUUUCUAUGUUUAAAUCGAAAGAACAUCUCAUUUUUACUAAUGAACAUGUAGUGGGAUGAGAAACAAGUUUUAUUUGCUAGACAGUUCGGUGAUCCAGUUUCCGCACUUUGUAACUUACGAUCUUCUAGGAACUGCAGUUAUUAUAGUUUAUUUUUUUAAUUUGAUUUAGCCAGUAAUCAAGUUGUUUUUCUUAAUUUCUACGCGAAUUGGUGCCGAUUUAGUCAAAUGCUAAAUCCUAUUUAUGAUGAUUUCGCUGAUAAAGUUGCUAAAGAAUUUCCACAACCUGGACUUGUUGUUAUUGGAAAAGUUGACUGUGAUUCAGAAAAUGCUAUUGCUACAAAAUAUCAUGUAAAUAAAUAUCCAACAUUGAAAAUGUAUAGACAUGGUGUGAUGACAAAAAAAGAAUAUAGAGGAGCAAGACAGGUCGAUCCACUAUUUGAAUUUAUUAAGAAACAAGUUGACUCGUCUAUCAUUAAACUUCACACAAAAGACGAUCUCCAUAACCUUGUUAUUAAUAAACGUUAUAUUAUUGGACAUUAUGAGAAUGAACAGAGUGAAAAUUAUCAGAUAUUCGCAAAAGUAGCCAGUUUACUAAGAGAUGAAUGUAAUUUUGCUGCGUCAACAGGAAGUGAUGAUUAUAAAGACGAAAGACCGUCUGGGGAUGCUAUCUAUUAUCGACCUCCACAGACAUUAACUCAAAAAGAUGUAUUUUAUAUGGGUCCAAUUAAUAGUCAUGAAGCAUUGUAUGCAUGGGCAAAUGAGAAAUGUGUACCUUUAGUGAGAGAAAUUACAUUUGAGAAUGCUGAAGAAUUAACCGAUGAAGGACUACCAUUUUUGAUAUUAUUUCAUGAUCAAAAUGAUCAUCAAACUGUUGCUGAUUUCGAACAUGAAGUGGCUAAACAACUGAUGCAUCACAGAGCUACAAUCAAUUGUCUACAUGCUGAUGGACAAAAAUUUGUACAUCCAAUCCAACAUUUGGGAAAAUCAACAGCCGAUUUGCCAUUGUUAACAAUCGAUAGUUUUAGACACAUGUUUUUAUUUCCAAAUAUCAAAGAUUUAGCUACACCCGGUAAACUAUUAGAAUUUGUUCAAAAUCUCCAUAGUGGUAAAUUACAUCAAGAUUUUCAUAAUCCACCACCACCAACCAAAGAACCAGAGACAACUAUAUCCUCAGCAAAUGUAGAAAAACACGUUGAAGCAGAGGGUGGUGAUACUCCACAUUUACCGAAAUCACCAGAUCUAUUAAAAGUCUCAUCAUCUUCAUCUGAUGCUCACCAAUUCAUUCAACAACAAAAGACGAGCCCACCAGAAAGUGUUUUCGUUCAUUUGGGACCUAGUUGCAAGCAAAUUUCUUUACUGGGUUAUCCGGGAGUUGGGAAAUCAACACUUGUUGGACAAUUUGUUUAUAAAACAUUUUUUAAAGAAUAUUAUCCAAAUGUUGAAAGUCAAUAUGAUUUGUUGGUUGUUGAUAAUGCUGGCGCUGAUCCUUACACAAUAAAUCAUAGUGAAUUUCAUAAUAGUGAUUCAUAUAUAAUUGUCUAUUCUAUUGAUGAUAAAGCAAGUUUUGAUAUGGUACCAAUAAUAAGAGAGAAAAUCAUUAGCAAUAGUACUAGUUCAAGAGUACCGCUUGUUAUUGUUGGGAAUAAAACUGAUCGUACUAUUUGUCGUGUUAUAACGGCGGAACAAGGUCUAAAAUUAGCGACAGGCUUUGGUGUCGAAUUUAUUGAAACAUCAGCUAAAGAUAAAGCUGGUGUUGAUGAUAUCUUUGUCAAAUGUAUUCAUGCAAUGAAUCAAGAUAUGAAUGAUGAUAAUGAUUCGAAUAAUAAUAAUAAUACUUCUACUUCUGCAACAAUUUUAUCAACAAGAACGACAAAUGUGAAAAAUUCAAGAACAACUUGUACUUUAUCAUAA